Molecule: messenger RNA, 345 nt
Organism: Colletotrichum costaricense
Lineage: Eukaryota; Fungi; Ascomycota; Sordariomycetes; Glomerellales; Glomerellaceae
Exons: 2
Coding region: 1-345 (114 amino acids)
Source: RefSeq, a predicted model, not a curated record
AUGGCGCCGACUGUCUUGUUAUUCGCUGCGCGUCAUUCUUGGGGUGGUUCUCAUGGGAAAAGUGAAGACUUGGCGAUGUCCGAGCGAAUGAGAGGCAUUGUGGAACCGGCCCCCACGUGUCGCUCUCGGGAGGAUGGGGAGUGUGGCUCCCGCGCAUGCGCCGUGCAGCCACAUCUUGCUCCAACGGCCUCUCUCUCAGUCUACCACCCUGCGUCGAAUGCCCUCGCAUUGCGGCAAUGUGGGUCGUACCGAAGCAGCCAAAAGUCCGGCGCGCUGGGAAAAGCCAUGGUCCUAUUCAUGUCGAGGAACAUGUGCUCUCGUGAAUGGCAGCGGCGCGGGCCAUAA